This is a messenger RNA of Stegodyphus dumicola, 678 nucleotides long. RefSeq names its product FCF1 rRNA-processing protein Bka (gene Bka). The record is from RefSeq and is a predicted model, not a curated record. Gene Ontology annotation, cellular component: small-subunit processome. Lineage: Eukaryota; Metazoa; Arthropoda; Arachnida; Araneae; Eresidae.
AUGGGUGAAAGGAUCGGCACCAUCUUGAAAUUGGUGCCGAUCUUGGCAUCAAAAAAGAGACGAUUCACCAAGGAUUACCACAAAUUUUUUUCAUUUAACCAGGCUAAACCAAAAUUUGCUGCUGUUAAGAAAACCAUCAGUUUAACUGAUAAUCGAAUAAAAGCAAAAGACAGAGUAAUAAAAAAGAAGAAAAAAGCUAACAAUGAGCCUAAAAUAAAGGAAGUGCCUCAGCAUUCCUCUGCAUUGUUCUUCAAAUAUAACACACAGCUUGGACCUCCGUAUCAUAUCAUUGUAGACACCAACUUUGUAAACUUUUCUAUCAAAAACAAAUUAGAUGUAUAUAACUCCAUGAUGGAAUGUCUAUGUGGAAAAUGUAUACCAUAUGUAACAGAUUGUGUCCUUGGUGAAUUAGAGAAAUUGGGGAGAAAGUUUCGAUUAGCCCUCAAGAUAGUUAAAGACCCUAGAUUUCAAAAGUUAGCCUGCAUGCAUAAAGGAACUUAUGCUGAUGACUGCAUUGUACAAAGAGUAACUCAGCACAAAUGUUAUAUUGUGGCCACAUGUGAUAAAGAUCUGAAAAGAAGAAUAAGGAAGAUCCCUGGUGUCCCAAUAAUGUACAUUUAUCAACACAGGUAUUCCAUUGAAAGAAUGCCAGAUGCAUAUGGUGCUCCAGCACUGUAA